Molecule: messenger RNA, 3307 nt
Organism: Solenopsis invicta (red fire ant)
Lineage: Eukaryota; Metazoa; Arthropoda; Insecta; Hymenoptera; Formicidae
Gene: dy
Exons: 4
Coding region: 410-2194 (594 amino acids)
Source: RefSeq, a predicted model, not a curated record
CCGCGCUCGGGACCUAUAUAACUGUACCAGCUGUCUGGGUCAGGGGGCGGGCCGCUACGUUUGUAGUAUACUCCGUAUAUCGGACAGGUGUACCCUAUUCCGACUCUUCGAGUUCUCGCGUGCACCUCCGAGACCGGCGACCGCACACUGUCCCGCGUACGUCUCUUUCUCUAGCUGUCGCGAGUGGGCAUCGUGGAGUAUCGCAUCAUCACGAGCGUUCGCAUUCGCGCUCGGACCGUGUGGAAUCAAGCCCGAUCGUGCGUCGGGAUCUCUAACGUCCGACAGCGAUUUCGAUCGAUGUAGCGAUUCGAGAGAAUCUUUUAAUUCUACGUUCAUCCGACAUCCAAAGGAGAAUCGAGCACGUUGGCGAUUACUUGCAUCUGGAUUCGCUUGGGUAUCGGCUCAAAAAAUGAUACAAGUAAUUUUCCACCGUGGAUACCAACGCAGUAUGCAGUUACACAUUUGUAUCCUAGCCUGUCUUCUAAUGAAGGGGCUGGCUCGAGCCGAAGAAGUUGAAGUUGUGGAAGCGAUUUCGGGAGAAGAUAAUCGAAACGAAAAUUCAGCUCUAAAUCGUCAGGAUAAUGAAAUAAUUAAUUCUGAUCAAUUAGCAUUGGAUUCCAUAGUGGAUAAGGAUUCGGGAGGAAACCAUUACAAAUCGGGUGGCCUUCGAGGUCAUCCUCUGCUACCACCAGGUCGAGGUGCGUUAAGUUUGCCGCGCCCGCAUCAUAACGUCGCCUAUCAUGGCCCACCACCGCCGUUACCGCCUUCUAAAGCGCAAUCAGAAGCUCUGGAUAAGAUUUAUACUACUGGUGGUGGUGUUAGCACAGCGGUUGGCGUCGAACCUUGGCCAGCGCCAACGCCUGAUAUGCCAAAGAUAGUAUCAUUGGACGUGAAAUGCGAAAAAAGUUUAAUGAAGGUUUAUUUAGGAUUUGAUAAGCCCUUCUACGGUAUAGUCUUUAGUAAAGGUCACUACAGCAAUAAUAAUUGCAUACAUCUACCUGCGGGACUUGGUCGCACGUCUGUUAACUUCGAAAUCAGUAUACAUGCUUGCGGUACGGCAGGAAAUACGGAAAAUGGAUUGUACGGUUACGGCGCAGAGUCCGGAUCCGGGACUUUCUUCGAAAAUAUCAUAGUAGUGCAGUAUGAUUCUCAGGUACAAGAGGUCUGGGAUCAAGCGCGUAAACUUCGCUGCACUUGGCACGAUCUAUAUGAGAAAUCGGUUACUUUCCGUCCAUUUCCCGUGGACAUGCUGGAUGUGGUCCGUGCGGAUUUUGCCGGUGAUAACGUCGGAUGCUGGAUGCAGAUACAGGUUGGUAAGGGACCGUGGGCUUCUGAGGUUUCGGGAUUGGUCAAGAUUGGUCAGACUAUGACGAUGGUACUCGCGAUCAAGGAUGACGACUCCAAGUUUGACAUGCUCGUGAGAAAUUGUAUGGCCCACGAUGGCAAACGCGCACCGAUACAACUAGUGGAUCAGCGAGGCUGCAUUACACGGCCGAAAUUAAUGUCCAGAUUCACGAAAAUAAAAAAUUUUGGUGCUUCGGCGUCAGUAUUGUCAUACGCCCAUUUCCAAGCUUUCAAGUUUCCAGACUCUAUGGAGGUUCAUUUUCAGUGUACCAUACAGAUUUGUCGAUACCAAUGUCCAGAACAGUGUUCGGAAUCGUCGCCACUUUUGGAAAGUCAGGGUCUUCUAGAAAAUCACCACCAUCACUCCCCAACAAAUGGACAUCCUGAUGUUGGAUACGGUCUUCCACCUCCAAUCCCACUGCCAUUGGAGGCCUAUUUACAAGCAGCAGCUGGACGUCCCCGAGACGAAAGGAGAAGGAAAUCUCGAGAGAUCGUGUACAACCCACAAAAAGCUGUAGGUGUGAAACGAAUUAUCCGAGUUGUCUCGACCGGUGAUCUGACCUUCUCCAUUGACGAGAGCAACAACGGCGAGUUGAAUGGACCAACGAUGGUAUUUCCGCAAAAUCACGAGAACACGUCCAAUUCGACCAUGAUCUGCAUGACUACUCCUGGAUUCGCGAUUACUCUUAUUGUACUACUCGCCGUUCUACUUUUCUCAUGUAUAUUAUCCAUUUACCUUUUUAUGCGUCUUAGGCCUUUCUCGGCAAGGGCCCAAAAGUCUACGACGUUUUGUAACGUUGAACAGAAUGGCGGGACAAAAAAACCUUUAAAAAUGUGCUUCUUUUCAUAGAAAUGCCUGUUGUGUAUCAUUCCGAGUUUCAAUAUGGGUAAUUCCCGAUUAUUUGAGCUGGAAGAGGAAUUUCAUAGUCCUUGAAUUUCACCAUUGAAUUUCAUAGUCCCUUUUUUCGAAACCAGUUUACAUGGUUUCCCGCGAUAUGGUUGUAAUAUUGUUGGAGGUCAGUAUUUUCGUAGGACAAAUGUAGUCAUAUAAAGAAAACAGAAUUAGUUCUGACUGCAAAAUAGUUCGCCAAACCUAUAAAUUAGUGCUAAACAGGUGGAAGUCGUCUGUACUAUUACAAAUACUUUGGAUUAUUAAUUGACAAUACUUUUUUUAUGAGUACAAGUACUUAUGUGUAUCCAGAAUUUUAAGCAGAUUGAGUAUACGGCGAAAUAGAUUUUUAGAAGACUAGGGAAACUUUAUGUAAAAACUGGUUCUUGAAAUUCCGAAUCUUCAGGUUUCGUAGAGGCUAUCGAGUGUCGCAAGCAUGACUUUAUAUAAACGUUUUUCUAACGUGGUAACGACAGAGAUAGUAUUAUACGAUAAUGUCGCAACUCAUAUUAUUGUUCAUUACGUAUUACGAUCUCCAUAGAGUUGUGCUUCGUCAUAAUGAAACUUAAUGAAGCUCAGGCCUUUUUUAGGCAAAAACAGGCUAUACGCCGAAAAUUUAGUCAAAGAUAAUCAAACCUGUUUCUGCGUCUAUUUAUUUAUCUUCGUAUUUAGUUUUUUAUCUUGGUAUUUGGGAUUUUUGUAUAACAAUGGUUGCUCAACGCGCGACUAGAUAAUAAUAAAGUUGAAAUUUCAAAAUAUUCUACAAUAUAGAAAUAUUAAGCAAUGAUAAUUAUGUUACUGCUAAUAAUAUUUAUAUUUAUUAUUUAUCUACCUAAAUUUUCUAAAGAUAGAUAAAAUUUUAUAUAAAAUUUUAUAUGAGAUAUACAAAUAAAAUAAAAUUACAAAAUGUCAAAGUAUGUAUAAUUUCAUUUCACUCGAAAAGUAAUUAAUAAUAAAGAUUAACAAACAUCGUUACACCAAAAUGAUAAGCUCUCAAUUAUGUACAUGGAAAGAACAAUUUUGCUGAAAUACAGAUCAGAAAAUAAUUAUGUUCAACUAUUACAAAAUUUAUAU